Messenger RNA from Coregonus clupeaformis (lake whitefish), 882 nucleotides. RefSeq names its product tropomyosin alpha-1 chain. Gene Ontology annotation, molecular function: actin filament binding. Lineage: Eukaryota; Metazoa; Chordata; Actinopteri; Salmoniformes; Salmonidae. The record is from RefSeq and is a predicted model, not a curated record. Gene Ontology annotation, cellular component: actin filament. Gene Ontology annotation, biological process: actin filament organization; muscle contraction.
UCCAAGUUCAGUGUGGUUCAGACGCGCGGAGCUUCUCAGGGUUUUACUCAAAGUUUGUUUUUUUGUCAGUUGGUGAGGCCAACCCAACAACACAGCAGCCAUGGACGCCAUCAAGAAGAAGAUGCAGAUGCUUAAGCUAGACAAGGAGAAUGCCUUGGACAGAGCUGAGGGAGCUGAGGGAGACAAAAAGGCAGCGGAGGACAAGAGCAAACAGCUUGAGGAUGACCUGGUAGCGCUGCAGAAGAAGCUGAAGGGAACAGAGGAUGAGUUGGACAAGUACUCUGAGUCUCUUAAGGAUGCCCAGGAGAAACUUGAACUCGCUGAGAAGAAAGCCACAGAUGCUGAGGCUGAUGUAGCUUCCCUGAACAGACGUAUCCAGCUGGUUGAGGAGGAGUUGGAUCGUGCUCAAGAGCGUCUGGCCACAGCUCUGACGAAGCUGGAGGAGGCUGAGAAGGCUGCUGAUGAGAGCGAGAGAGGCAUGAAGGUAAUUGAAAACAGGGCAUCGAAGGAUGAAGAGAAGAUGGAGCUACAGGAGAUCCAGCUGAAGGAGGCCAAGCACAUCGCUGAGGAGGCUGACAGGAAAUACGAGGAGGUCGCCCGUAAGCUGGUCAUCAUUGAGAGUGAUCUGGAACGUACAGAGGAGCGCGCUGAGCUGUCAGAAGGCAAAUGCUCUGAGCUAGAGGAAGAGUUGAAGACAGUCACAAACAACCUGAAGUCUCUUGAGGCUCAGGCAGAGAAGUACUCACAGAAGGAGGACAAGUACGGAGAGAUCAAGGUUCUCACAGACAAACUAAAGGGGAGGUGGGACUCAGUGGGCUCACUCGUCUCCUUACCUGUCACCCUGGAGUUUGCGGACCUCUUGACUUUGUGCGGGAAGUUCUG